Molecule: messenger RNA, 714 nt
Organism: Juglans regia (Persian walnut)
Lineage: Eukaryota; Viridiplantae; Streptophyta; Magnoliopsida; Fagales; Juglandaceae
Product: cytochrome P450 82A3-like
Exons: 1
Coding region: 1-645 (214 amino acids)
Biological process (GO): defense response to other organism
Molecular function (GO): iron ion binding; oxidoreductase activity, acting on paired donors, with incorporation or reduction of molecular oxygen; heme binding
Source: RefSeq, a predicted model, not a curated record
AUGCUGAGACUUUUGCAGGGCCUCAUCUUGGCUGGUACAGAUACAACGACGGUGACAAUGACAUGGGCGCUCUCUCUACUUCUUAAUAACCGAGAGGCUCUUAAGAAAGCCCAACAAGAAUUAGACCUCCAGAUUGGUAGAGAUAGGUUAGUGAUGGAAUCAGACGUGAAAAACCUACUCUAUCUUCAAGCUGUCAUCAAGGAAACAAUGCGUUUAUAUCCCGCUGCGCCACUCUCUCUGCCGCAUGAGUCUCUUGAGGAUUGCACUUUGGCUGGUUACCACAUCCCAAUGGGCACCCGUCUUCUUGUUAAUCUAUCAAAGAUUCAUAGAGAUCCACAAGUAUGGACAGAUCCAACCGAAUUUCGCCCAGAAAGAUUCCUCACAAGCCACAAAGAUGUUGACUUUAAGGAUCAGCAUUUUGAGUUCAUACCAUUUGGUAGUGGGAGGAGAGUUUGUCCAGGAAUCUCGUUUGCACUACAAGUUAUGCAGCUCACACUUGCUAACUUCUUGCAUGCCUUUGAAAUUACGACAGUACCAUCAGAUGAACCAGUAGACAUGACUGAGAAAGUCGGACUUACAUCCCUGAAAGCCACCCCACUUGAAGUCUAUCUCACUCCACGCCUUCCUUCCUCAGCAUAUGCAUGAUCAUUUGAGUAUAUGUUAAAUAGGUACAAUAUUGCCGAGGAGUUUCGUAAUGAUCUUCAUGCACAAGGA